GCCCCCCGACACCGGCCGCAGGAUUCACAAGUCGCUCAUCCUCGUCGGCAGCAAAACCUCCCUGGAUCACUUCUCGGCCCGCGCGGAAAAACGCGUAGCUGGAUGGUGGCUGGACUUGCAGGGCCGCACUGAAGCCCCAAAAUGACCCCUUCGACCAGGUUUGGAAGGGUGAUGAGCUCUGGAGUGGUUGUUCUGUUGGCGGCGGCGUUGACUUCCCCUUUAGCGGUCGAAGCUCAGAGCGAGAACAAUUACGUGGAGCUGAAUGGACCAUGCGCUGGCUACAAACCCGGCGAGGAUGACCUGCAGGCCUUUGAUUUUAUUCGCAACUUUGCGCUGGACCUGCCGGAGACCCAGUACCCUGGCGUGACUCGCGUCAGGGGCUCAAACAGGAUGCAGACUGCUUACAGACUCAAUAACAAUGCUGACCUCCAACUACCCACCAGGAGUGUGUUCCCUCUGGGUUUACCAGAAGAAUUUAGUUUUAUUUCAACAUACCGGGCGCGCAGAUUGCCCGGCGAUCGGUGGCACAUCCUCAGGAUGACUGACUUACAAAACAGGCCCCAGUUCCUCAUAACCGUUCACGGCAGAAACAAGACGUUAGAGUUUUCGAUCGUCAAUUACGAGGGUAGACUGCAGACCCUGUAUUUCAAGGAUCCUCCAAUAUUUGACAAGGAGUGGCACAAGAUCCACUUCGGCGUGUUCAGGGACAGGGUCGAGCUGUACGUGGACUGCCAGCGGACGCAGGAGCACAGCCUGCAGCCGCGAGGGCCCAUCGACGUCAACGGCAAAAUCGAAAUCUCCAAGAUGGCCAACGGCAGGCGCACCGUUCCGAUUGAUUUGCAGUGGAUGGUGCUAAGUUGCGACCCGGAGAGACCGCAGCGAGAGACGUGCGGCGAAAUUCCUAGUGCACCGAAAGCUGCCGAGGGAUCUUGUGAUCAGACAGUGUGUCCUCAAGGACCACCUGGACUCAAUGGCACAAACGGCAAAGAUGGGCGGCAAGGUCCAAUCGGCCCUCGAGGACCAAUAGGGGUUCCGGGGUUCCCUGGUGACAAAGGCGAGAAGGGAGAGUCCGGAGUGCCAGGCGUAGCUGGUGAGUCUGGUGCUCAAGGACCACGAGGGAUUCCAGGCGCCAUAGGGCCUCAGGGUUUACCGGGACGAGCCGGUCAGAAAGGAGAAAGGGGCGAGUUAGGAUUUAAAGGCGACUUGGGUGAAAAGGGUGAAAGGGGUUCCGACGGACUACCUGGAAGGGAUGCCAUUGCCAUCGAGGGUGAAUCGAUUCCAGGCCCACCCGGACCAAUUGGCUUGCCAGGACUUGACGGUGAGAAGGGGGACAAAGGUGACGCAGGUGCUAGAGGAAGGCUUGGUUCAAAAGGAGAAAAGGGCGACCAAGGCGAUCCAGGCCCACAGGGCUUGACAGGGCCUGCAGGUCCACCGGGCGCACCAAGCUUUAUCAGUAACAAUGUUGACGCAGUACCUGGCGAAAAAGGCGCCCAGGGUGACAGAGGCGAGCGCGGUGAAAGAGGAAGCAAGGGAGAUAAAGGUGAAAUCGGAGAUGCGGGGAUUGAUGGGAAAGAUGGGUUAAGGGGCCUGCCCGGAAAAGAUGGUGCGCCAGGUGCUUAUGGAGAAAAGGGAGACCAAGGUGACCGAGGCCUGAUAGGCCCGCAAGGCCCCCCUGGAUUAAUCGGUCCACCAGGAGCAAGUGGCCCUCCAGGUCCAAAAGGCGAGGAAGGUAGAAAGGGAGAUGCCGGUCUGGAUGGUAACCCCGGAUUACCAGGUUCCGCGGCAGCUGAAGGAUCACCGGGACCUGCCGGGGACAAGGGUGACAAAGGUGAAAGAGGAGAGAAAGCAGACAAAGGAGAAAAAGGAGAUGCCGGUCCUCCGGGGGCGCACGGACUCAUCGGAAUGCCUGGCCGAGAAGGGCCUCAGGGUGAAGAAGGUCGAAGAGGCGAGCGAGGCGAGAAAGGGGACCAAGGGCAGAAGGGCUCACACGGCUCUCCAGGUGUAGCAGGAAAACCCGGAACUCCUGGUGCGAAUGGAAAAAUUGGACCAAAAGGAGAUGAAGGAGAAAAAGGGGAUUCUGGAUCGUCAGGUCAAAGAGGCCUUCCUGGACUUCCAGGAACGUCAGGUCCUGCCGGUCCCAUGGGGCUACCUGGUCUGCCAGGGAAACCUGGAUCACAAGGCCCUGCAGGUCCACCCGGUCCACCAGGUGAAAUGGUCACAAUUACAAGCAAUGCUGUAUCCGACAGCAGCAACUUUCAAUCGGUUAUGGGUCCUAGAGGGCCACCGGGACCACAAGGACCGGCUGGUGAGCGCGGAGCAAACGGCGAAAGAGGACCAGAAGGCCAGCCGGGAAUGCCGGGCCUCCCUGGGAAAGAUGGACCUUCUGGUCUGCCUGGUCCUCAGGGUCAGAGGGGGCAACCGGGUCUGCACGGAGCUGUGGGGCCCCCCGGCCGGAGUUUCACCGAAGCCGAGGUGAAGGAGUUGUGCAUCAAUGUGAUAAGAGAUUACAUAAGGGAAUACGCAUCUACGCUCGUAGGCCCUCCAGGUCCACCAGGUCGUGGGCGGCCUGGUCGGCAAGGCCCUGCCGGCCUUCAGGGAUCUCCAGGUGACCCUGGUCCUGCCGGUCUACCUGGAGAGAGAGGGUUCACUGGACUUCCCGGAGCUCAGGGUCCUGUAGGUCCAAUGGGACCUCAAGGUGAGAAAGGUGAAAAGGGCGAGAGGGGGCCUGAAGGUGUUGGAAUAGAGGGGCCACCAGGUCCAAGAGGGCACACAGGUGAAACUGGUCCAACUGGUGUAGGGUUGCCGGGUCGACCAGGUGACAGAGGCGAGCAAGGCAGACAAGGCUCGCCUGGAGUUAGGGGACCACCAGGCCCUCAGGGUCCACCUGGUUUUUGUGAAUACUGCAAUUACGCUAACAACAUCCAGUCCGCAAGACAAGAAAACUCGAAAGGACCGUGAAGGUGCAUCCCUCCAUGACGCAAACUUAAUUAAAUAAUUCACGUUUCACUGCCAAGAACUCUUUUGCCACAACAGAGUGAAGGGGUGGGUGGAAUUAAAUUUUAAUAAUUUUGCUAGUCUUAAGCUAUUAAAGCAGGUCCUAAAUUUGUAUAACGUUGGAUAACUCAUGAUGAAAAAAAUAAGUAAUAAUUAUUAAAUAUUGAUCACCACAUGGAGUCAUGUUUGUGUGCUUUUGAUAUAAUUUUAAAACGUAAAUAUACAAGGAGAUUUACUGUGCAAGGACCAGAGAGUGCCAUAACCAGUGACUUUAAUAAAUUAUGUAACAUGACACGGAAUAGACGAAUAAUAAAGAAAUCAAAAUAAAAUGUCUGCACA
This is a messenger RNA of Neocloeon triangulifer, 3333 nucleotides long. Its product is annotated as collagen alpha-1(IX) chain-like. The record is from RefSeq and is a predicted model, not a curated record. NCBI's taxonomy places the organism in Eukaryota, Metazoa, Arthropoda, Insecta, Ephemeroptera, Baetidae. The coding region runs from base 142 to 2958 and encodes 938 amino acids. The transcript has 26 exons.